Messenger RNA from Pelecanus crispus (Dalmatian pelican), 402 nucleotides. The record is from RefSeq and is a predicted model, not a curated record. NCBI's taxonomy places the organism in Eukaryota, Metazoa, Chordata, Aves, Pelecaniformes, Pelecanidae.
GCGGACGACUUCAUCCGAGCGAACGCCUGCAAUAAAUUGACUGUCAUCGCCGAGCAGAUCCGGUACUUGCAGGAGCAGGCUAGGAAGGUCUUGGAUGAAGCUAACAGAGAUGCUGAUCUGCACCACGUGGCCUGUAACCUCGUGAAGAAGCCAGGAAACAUCUACUACAUGUACAGGCGGGAGAGUGGCCAGCGAUACUUCUCCAUCCUGUCUCCCAAGGAAUGGGGGACCAGUCCCCACGAAUUUCUUGGUGCCUAUAAGCUCCAGCACGACAUGUCCUGGACUCCAUUUGAGGACAUUGAGAGACGAGAUGCUGAAAUAAACAUCCUGGAUAAGCUGCUGAGCCGGCAGGCAGCGCUGCCCCCCUGUACAGAGCCCAACUUCCAGGGCCUCACCAAGUGA